CUCUCAGAAGGUGCAGAGAGGAGAGUCUGCCCUUUGGUCUUACCCAGUUUCCCCUGAGGUGACUGCAGGGAACAAGUUGCAGAACACUGUACUUAGCCAGGCAGUGUUAGACACCAUGGAGGAAGGGGGUUUUUCCCUCUCCAAGCAUCAAAAGGUACCAUGUCAGGUGAUGAGUUGUUGGACACGGCGUUGUGGCAUAGCAUGUAAAGCCACCACCUGCGAUACUGGCAUCCCAUAUGGGCACCAGUUCAUGUCCCGGCUACUCCAUUUUUGAUCCAGCUCCCUGCUAAUUGCCUGAGAAAAGCAGCAGAGAAUGACCCAUUCCCCUCUAACCCAUCUGAAGAACUAGCUGAAAUGUUUGCUGUGUUUAUAUACAGAGAUGUGACUUUGACGCCUAGCCCUGAUUUUUUUUGUGUAAUUGCUUGCAGCAGGAGUAAAAGCCUCAUAGCUACAGUUUGCAAUCAGGGACAAGUUUUCAGCAUGCGUAACUCAUUUCCCCAUGCUAUUCACUGUUAAUAGUGAUAACACUUUAACUUUUGGAAGUGGAGAAAUUACCAAAAAUUAUUGAUUGGGGCAAGAGUCAGGAAUGACUCAGAGCAUAACUCUGUCCCUAAAUCUAGAUGAUGUUGUAUCUAACGUGGGACUGUUUCCUACAUGUUUUCCCCGACAUGUGUACUAUUAAAAUUAGCCUUUAGCCCAGUGGAGAAGUUUGCCUUGACUUUUUUAAGGUUGUCCUCUUCAGAAUGAUUCCCUGCAGAGCAGCGCUGACUUUUGCCCGGUGUCUGAUCCGGAGGAAAAUCGUGACUCUGGACAGUCUAGAAGAGUCCAAGCUGUGCCGCUGUCUAUCCACCAUGGACCUCAUCGCCCUGGGGGUUGGAAGCACUCUUGGUGCCGGGGUGUAUGUCCUUGCAGGGGAAGUCGCCAAAGCAGACUCCGGCCCCAGCAUCGUUGUUUCCUUCCUCAUUGCUGCCCUGGCAUCCGUGAUGGCCGGCCUUUGCUAUGCUGAGUUUGGGGCCCGAGUUCCCAAGACAGGGUCUGCGUAUUUGUACACUUACGUUACUGUUGGAGAGCUGUGGGCCUUCAUCACUGGCUGGAAUCUCAUCUUAUCCUAUGUGAUCGGUACCUCAAGUGUUGCAAGAGCCUGGAGUGGCACCUUUGAUGAACUUCUUAACAAACAGAUUGGACAGUUUUUCCGAACAUACUUCAAAAUGAAUUAUACCGGUCUUGCAGAGUAUCCAGACUUUUUUGCUGUGUGCCUUAUAUUACUUCUAGCAGGACUUUUAUCUUUUGGAGUAAAGGAAUCUGCUUGGGUGAACAAAUUCUUCACAGCCGUUAACAUCCUGGUCCUUCUCUUUGUGAUGGUUGCUGGCUUUGUGAAAGGAAGUGUGGCUAACUGGAGGAUUAGCGAAGAGUUUCUCAAAAAUGUAUCAGCAAGUGCCAGAGAGCCUCCUUCUGAAAAUGGCACAAGUCUCUAUGGGGCUGGUGGCUUUAUGCCUUACGGCUUUGCAGGAACUUUGGCUGGUGCUGCAACUUGCUUUUAUGCCUUUGUGGGAUUUGAUUGCAUCGCAACAACUGGUGAGGAAGUGCGGAAUCCUCAGAAAGCUAUUCCCAUUGGAAUUGUGACUUCUCUGCUUGUCUGUUUUAUGGCCUAUUUUGGGGUCUCUGCAGCCUUGACCCUCAUGAUGCCAUACUACCUCCUGGAUGAAAAAAGCCCCCUUCCUGUGGCAUUUGAGUAUGUUGGAUGGGGCCCUGCCAAAUACAUCGUUGCUGCGGGCUCCCUCUGUGCGUUGUCAACAAGUCUUCUUGGAUCCAUUUUCCCAAUGCCUCGUGUAAUCUAUGCUAUGGCGGAGGAUGGGUUGCUUUUCAAAUGUCUAGCUCAAAUCAAUUCCAAAACGAAGACACCAAUCAUUGCUACUUUAUCAUCGGGUGCAGUGGCAGCUGUGAUGGCGUUUCUUUUUGACCUGAAGGCGCUUGUGGACAUGAUGUCCAUUGGCACACUAAUGGCCUACUCUCUGGUCGCAGCCUGUGUGCUCAUCCUCAGGUACCAGCCUGGCUUAUGUUACGAGCAGCCCAAAUACUCUCCUGAGAAUGAAGGUCUGGGAUCAUGUGCCAGUGCAGCCUCAAAAAGCGACUCUCAGGUCACCAUGCUGCAAAGACACGGCUUCAGCCUGCGGACUCUCUACAGUCCCUCUGCUCUGCCCACGCGACAGUCCGCAUCUCUCGUGAGCUUUCUGGUUGGAUUCCUGGCUUUUCUCGUUUUGGGCCUGAGUAUUCUGACCACUUACGGAGUCCGUGCCAUCGCAGGGCUGGAAGCCUGGAGCCUUGCUCUUCUUGUGCUGUUUCUUGUUCUCUGUAUCACCGUCAUUCUCACCAUUUGGAAGCAGCCCCAGAACCAGCAGAAAGUAGCCUUUAUGGUCCCCUUCCUGCCGUUUUUGCCAGCAUUCAGCAUCCUGGUGAACAUAUACUUGAUGGUCCAGCUGAGUGCAGACACUUGGGUCCGAUUUAGCAUUUGGAUGGCUCUUGGUUUCCUGAUUUAUUUUGCUUAUGGCAUUCGUCACAGCCUGGAGGGAAAUCCAAGGGAUGAAGAUGAUGAUGAGGAUGCUUAUUCAGACAACAUGAAUGCAGCCACAGAAGAAAAAUCUGCAAUUCAAGCAAAUGACCAUCACCAAGGAAAACUCAGUUUACCUUUCCUAUUCCAUGAAAAGACGAGUGAAUGCUAAAUGAUCAUUGGAGCAGAGAUGGCCCAGUCUUAACACGCGUGCCCUACAUUGAGUAAACCAUGACAGGAUGUUAUCACAUUGUGCCGUCAUGGGUUUGCUGCAAACAUAGUUCCCCUAAUUUAUACUUACUCAUCUGAAUAGAAUAGCAUCUCUUCAGAUGGUAAAUUGUGUUCUGGGGAAACCCUCUGAGCCCUCUUCUCAGUGAUGGAAUAGCUCCAAAAAUAAUGGGAAUGUGUAGGAGUGUGUGUGUAUGUGUUUGGGAACAUGAACUUCAAAAGUUAUUUGGUGUUUUACUACUAUUAUGUUAUAUUUUCCCAGUGUUGUCAUUGUUUGGUGAUAGAUACUGCACAUACUGAAAUAGAAGCAAAUCACUGAAUAGAAAGGAUUUUGUAUGUACCCCAUGUGGUUGGGAAAGAAUCCUUGCUUCUCCUUAUUAGGCCUUAUGAAUGUCCACUUAGAGCAUGCUAAAAAUGAAUUCCCCCUCCUGGUGUCUGUUACCCUUCAGGGGUAGGAGGAGGGGAUGGAAAUGAGCCUUUUCUGUAAGUGAAUGCCAGCAGUGGGCUCGGUAUGCAGUUGUUUCCCAUGAGGUGUGACAGUUUGCUACAACUUUAGCCAUAAUUAGGGGUGUUGGCUUCUGCUGUACCACACAGGAUAGGAGCAUCAGUCUGUGUCACUUGCUGGCAUCCUUCUGAACUCUCUUCUUUGAGAGCAGUGGCCCUUAGAUACGUGGCCUUUACCUGCUGGGAGUGAUGUACUCCUGCCAGCCCCACAGGGCUUGAGAGAAGAACUGUUAUUUAUCAAGACCUUUAAGCCAGAAAGUAAAGGGGCCUCCAAAGUCCAGAACUCAUUUAAGUGGUAGUGAUGUGGAUGUGUUUGGAGAUCAGAGAGUGAGAUGCUUGGGUACACGGAUACCAAGCAUCCUGUUUUUAAAAGUCACUCAAAAUAAGCCAGUACAGUCUGCCUGAUUCACACAGUUGGUGGAAUGAUUCAUACUUUUCCCAUUACUUAGUAAUUUGUGUCGUUUUUUGACCUCAUUAGUCACAGAAUUCACUCCUUUGUUUCUGAUCUUAUUUUUCUUGUCCUAGCUUUAAGAGACACAAAAGAGGCCAAGAUGGAGGUAUUGUAAGAAGAGAAAAUCCCCUAUUCUGGUAUCAAAGUGCCUGUUCAGAUGUUAAAAGGCCUUUGGCCUACUUUAAAAAGGGUUUGGCUCUAAUUUGCUUUGGGUGUUUCUUUUGGAAACGUUUAAGGAUGUUUUUCUCCCUCAUCCCAAAAAUUGUUUAGCACUUUGUAUUUCGUUUGCUUUUAAAUGGCCAUUCUAAAUUUAUUAAUGUUAGCACCAGUAUUAUAUAGUAACCCAUCAAUGACUAGGGAAUAAUAAAAUAUUUUUUCUUAAAAACAUGAUUAUUUAAAACUUCAAGCUAAAAAUAUAAUGAAAUCUAUAUAAACCCAGUAAUUCUUGUAUAUGAGUAAAUAAAGUUUAAUAUGUAAGAUUCUAUAGUUGCUAUAUUUUACUAUGGAGUUCUCUCUAAUAGCAAAUUGUUUAUCUUUAUUGUGUUUUGCUUCUAGUGAGUUUGUUUUUGUUCUUUAGUUGAGACUAGUGGUAAGGCACUUAGAUGUGGUGACAUUCCCAGGAUAGGAUACCGUGGCGAAUGCUACCAGACUGGGUGACCUGUGUAACCCAAAGGCAAGGAAGACAUUUGCCACUAGUACUUCUAAGAGAUUGGUUAUUUUGUUGAUGCAUUAAAAAGCAGGUUGCAAUUGUUUUGUGCAGCCAAAUGUGACUAAAUGUCAAAUCAACAGGUGGAAAGCCUGGGUUUCUGGCUACUCACGUUGCAGCAUCCCUGGAACAGAACUUAAUGCUUACAUUCCAGUUUCCAGGGUGCACAAGGUAAAACCUGAAGCCCAGAAUUCUCAUUCAAGCUGCUUGAUUUACAGGAGAGAGAAGAGUUGGAUGAGCAUGGAGUGAAAUAUUUGUGUGAAGACUGUAGGCAUGACCAUAAAUCCCUGCUGCUCCAGCAGUGCUCUGAGGGCCCCUUUGAGUCUCUAAUCAGCCUAGGAAACGUUUCCCUCACCCAGGAAACAUAAGAUUUCAUAUAUGAAUGUUUAAAUAUUUUACUGUAACAAAAUCAAGACAUUUCUUUAGAACAUGAUAGGCAGCUAACAACUGAUAUGCCCACUGUGUUCAAUUAGCAUAAUUUUGUUAAAAAUUGUUUUCCACCUUGAAAACACUUGUUUCUUUGUUUCCACUUUGGAAGCACAAAUAGCUAUGAAAAGAUGCUGUGUCAGUCAGUGUGUUCCUCUUGUCUAUGAAGACCCAAAUGGAUGUGUGUAUCUAUGUGUGUAAUCACAUUUACAUGUGCAGUGUGAAAGUGUAUAGCUAUGUGUGUAAUAUGUGCAUGUAUUUCAAAUGUCUGUGUAAGGAAGUUGGGUUGAUGAUGGGCUUUGGAUAUAUCAUUAUGUAGAUACGAAAAAAACCCAACUGAUAUGGAAGAAAAUCAUUGUUUUAUAUUGGUAGAUAUGCUGAUACAAGAUUUUUAGGUUUAAAACUAUUUUAAAACAUACAAUUUUAUAUGUGUAUUUUCUAUAGAUUCUUUAAGAAAUAUUUAUCAUGUUUCUACUAUGAAAUCACUAAACUCUAAUAUGUUGUAACAGGUGCCUUAUAUUUAAUGGAGCAAGGGUAGUGGGCAGAAGGCCAUUCCUGCCCACUUGUUUCCAUUGUACCUUUUUUGACACACCUGUCCAGUUAUAUGUUUGUUGGUAAAAGCCAGAACUCCCAUUUGGAUCUGUAACCCUUUGAACAAAAUUUUGUUUUAUUUUCUUUGAUUCCCAAAAUAUUUUGUAUGGGUUUGAUUAGUAAAUCACACUUUUAUAUAAAGUCUUCUCCAUAAAUUAAAAAAUACAUAUAUGCUUUUA
Molecule: messenger RNA, 5633 nt
Organism: Oryctolagus cuniculus (rabbit)
Lineage: Eukaryota; Metazoa; Chordata; Mammalia; Lagomorpha; Leporidae
Gene: SLC7A2
Product: solute carrier family 7 member 2
Biological process (GO): L-arginine import across plasma membrane; L-ornithine transmembrane transport
Cellular component (GO): plasma membrane
Molecular function (GO): L-arginine transmembrane transporter activity; L-lysine transmembrane transporter activity; L-ornithine transmembrane transporter activity
Source: RefSeq, a predicted model, not a curated record